This is a messenger RNA of Anguilla rostrata (American eel), 5691 nucleotides long. RefSeq names its product KIAA0753 ortholog. The coding region runs from base 724 to 3381 and encodes 885 amino acids. Gene Ontology annotation, cellular component: centriolar satellite. Gene Ontology annotation, biological process: centriole replication; protein localization to centrosome. NCBI's taxonomy places the organism in Eukaryota, Metazoa, Chordata, Actinopteri, Anguilliformes, Anguillidae. The transcript is spliced from 18 exons. The record is from RefSeq and is a predicted model, not a curated record.
AGGUGGGCGCGGUUAGCGUCUGUUCCAGAACACUGAUUCGAGAUCAGUUUUUCUCAAAGUCAAGGCCGCAUUUUCAGUGUUUGCGGUUCGUAUUGAAGUUGGGUAGGCUGAUCUUGGAUCAGUUGCUCAGGGCAAAAUACAUGCCGCGCAAGCAGUGUUGUCAUGGCGGCGUUUUAAACUGAACGUUGGGGAAGUUUACCUAGUAAUCACAAGCUAGCAAGCGGCCGCAAGUUUUAAUGUAGCUAUUGACCUAUCUAGCUAUAUACAUUACUGAAGUAAUAAACUUUCAUUCUCUGCUAAAUUCCUAUUUAAUUGCGUAUUAGCUUUAUAUUUUAAAAGAGCUAACUGUCCAUGCUAGCUAGUAAAGUAAGUUAACGUUGUAUUAGCUCGUUUUACUUGGCUAGACUAACUAACAGGCUGAGGGAGAUUUUUCCUCUCAGUAUGUUUGCUUGCCAACAAACAAUUGUGCAAUGUCUGACAAGAGGAUGCCUUGCAAAUAAGCUAAUUUAGGCGGUAAGCUAGGGUCCUAGCAACAGGGUGAAUUAAAUGUUUCGUAGCUGCUGGCUAGUAAGCUAUGAUAACUAAAAUUACCUAGCUAGCUAGCUAGCGAUAAGGUAUGUAUUUGGACGAAUGUUAAAUAUUACAUCAACGGUAAUUGCCGUUUCUUCAGUAUUUCUUCACGUAAGGCACAAUAGCGAACAGGUAGCUAACUAAGACAGAAACAUGACUGGCAAGUUUCGGAUACGAUCCCAGCUGACCUGCGUUGAUGAGCUGGGCCAUUUAAAUGGCUCUUGGGUCGCCUCUGGUUCGGCUCAGACUCGGAAUGAGGGAUAUCCACAGACUCAGUUGCUCUUUAACAAGGCCCUGCCAGCCAGUACCUCGAACCGCGUGACCCAUGUGAACCCCCCGGCGCCCAUUGUAAUCGAGAAGCUGGUCACGGGGCGUACGUCGCAGAACGGCAGCGACAGCGUCCGUAGCUCGCUCUGCUUCUCCGCCCUGUCAGAGGAGCGGCUGCAGGCGGCAGUCAGGCUGGCCCGGAGGGACCUGCAGCGGAGACGGCAGGAGUCCAUCCUGGGCUCCCCCCCGCAACAGACACCCCAGGGCGCAGACCACCGCAAGCUGAAUAAAGCUGUUAGUGCAGGAGGUGCAGCAGGCCCAAAGGGGACCCGGUCUGGAGCCCAGGUUCUGCUGUACACGCCGCAGAAGCUUCCCUUACCUCCCGGCACUGAGCUCGGCCUGUCCCCCCCGACCCGAGACUCAGGCCCUCAGCCCAAAGCCUCUGGCCAGGAGGCCAAGCUCAGUCAAGAGAUCUGCAGGCUGCAGAAAGAACUGGGGACCUACAUUCAGAGGAUUGAACAGCUGGCUAACAGAGGACAGCAUGUGGAGGAGCGAUUGGACCCAGAUGAGGAGCGUCGGGUGGAGAUCCGCAGACAGGAGCAGGCAGCCCGCUCUGCUCGUAUUAUAUAUGUGCUCCAGCAACAGGUGAAAGGGAUUCAAGAAGAUUUAGACAAGCUGCGCUCACAGAAGAUAAAGCAUACAAAAAAGUCCAGAGCAGUGGACAGGCUAGCCGCGGCUCACAGAGGGGCCGUCCGAGCCAUACAGGUCUUCAUCAGUCAGCUACCCGACCAAUCGGAGAGGAAGAUGCCGUCCCAUUACAGGGAGCUGGGGCAGCUGAUUCGCCAGCUGUCUCUGUGUUCGGCCAAGGUGGAGGCGGGGCUGGGGUCCUCCGUUCCCGAGACGGCUAUCGACAUCCUGCAGAAAGUGGAGGCCCUGGACUCUGCCCUCACUAAGCAGGAGAGAGGGAGGCCCAAAGAGCCGAGGGCGAGCAGCAGCUCUCCAGCGAGGCGCAGGUCCCCUGGGGGCCGACAGCACAGCGCCUCCCCUCCCCGAGCGCCGAGAGCGUCAGCCGCCAGGGGCCCCGCCGGGCCCCGCAGACCCGCCGCUCUUAAAAAGAAUCUGCCAGACAGGAGAUUGCCAGCAGCCUGGCCUGACGGUCCUCUGAACCGAGAUGAGGUGCUGAGGGCGGGGCUGGACAGACUCAUUCGUGCCCGAGGACUCGGGGGCGGGGCUCCCAGGAGUCACAGAGGCCCUCCGCAGCCUGAGAAGCCCAAGAUCUCGCCUCUGAAGAAGCGCACGCCCUUGAACGACGGAAGGGUGCAGAAACCAACGGUCUCGUCCCGUCUGAAGGAGGCCCAGAUGCAGCAGAAAGACGCCUCCAUCCCCUGGAUACCCACAUCUCCACACGCCUCUCCUCCACAGCUAGCCCAGCCCCAGCCCAGGAGCAUGGAGCCCCGGUGUCUGUUCUCCCAGCUGAAGCAGUCUGCGGGCCAGGGGGAGCAGCGAGGCCCCCCCAGCCCCCCCAGCGCCCCCGGGGCCCGGGGCCUGGACGCGGAGCAGAGGAGAGAAGCGCACAGUGAAGCUGUCCGGCAGGCGUGGGUGGAUAAGGAGACCACGCGCAGGCUGAGGGAGCUGGGCCAGCUCAGUAAGGAGGAGUCCGAGCGGAUCGGCAGACUCAGGGAAGAGGUGGGCUCCCCGACACUCUGGGCACAGAGAGCAGAGAGUGAAGCUCGUGACAGACUUCAGCCUCUGCUGACUCAGGCACAGCAGAUCCGGGAGUCCUGGGACAGAAAGGCUGGAUCACUGAGGCAUCGGCUGUGUGAACAGGCUACUGAUAGAGCCGCAGUGAGCGCAGAGCUGCUGAGCGAGGCCAUACUGGAGGAUGUGCUGGAGGACACGGCUCAGGCCCUGUGGGCUGCAGAGAGGAGCAGGGACCUGGAGCAGGGAGCUCUACAGCUGCUGCAGGCCCCUACACUGGAGAGCAUGCUCCUUAGGAUGGAGGAGAUGGAGAAAGACCAGGAGGUGGUGCGUCUGCGCUUAGCCGGCAUUUCAUACUCCAACCUUCUGUUCAGCGCAAAGGAUGAUGGGACAGCUCCAGACCCCAGGCCGUCCUCCCCCCGGCCCCUGCGUCUCACCAGGCCGGCCCUGCGGGGCGGGACUGCUGCCGACAUUGUGCUGGAGGGCCCUGUGGAGGCCGGGGCUGCUUUUGAGUCCUCUCUGAGUGAGGACACCUCCCCCUUGCCAAGCCCUACUAAAGCAGCGGACCCACCCACAGUAGAGAGAGGCGGAGCCAUCCCACUGUCCCUGCCAGUCAGCAUGCAGAGAAGCAUGCUGGCGUACAGGCAGGAUUUUGAGUCAUACCUGCGUCUGGUGUCUCACGAAGCUGUGGGCAGUUUCAAUCCCUGGGCCAUCGCUGACAGGAUCAACAGUGCAUCAAACGCAUCACCUCUGCUGUAUGUUGUGUCCUCAUUAUCUCCCAAUCCUGUCAGUCAUAACCUUUGGCAAUUGGCAAUCCUGAUAAGCUUGUUUUACAUUAAUCAUUAGCCUGAGCUAAUUUGAUCCCCAUAUCAUUGUGCAACAAACAAAUAAAAGUAAUAAAAGUUUCAACAUUAUCACGAACCUCAUAUUUUAAAUUAAAAAUGAAAAUGUUCAAUAGUAAAAAAUGUUCAUUUUUAUCUGAAAAAUAACUUAUGCAGCUGCAUAAUAUUAUCUGCCUGGUGACUCUCUUGUAUGUCCCCCACAAUGUGUACUGCACAGGUAAAACCAAUAUGUCCCAGGUUAAAAUGCAUACUGUACAGUUGGGACCAAUAUGUCUCAGGUUAAAAUGCAUACUGUACAGUUGGGACCAAUAUGUCUCAGGUUAAAAUGCAUACUGUACUGUUGGGACCAAUAUGUCUCAGGUUAAAAUGCAUACUGUACAGUUGGGACCAAUAUGUCUCAGGAUAAAAUGCAUACUGCACAGUUGGGACCAAUAUGUCCCAGGUUAAAGUGUGUACUGCACAGUUGGGACCUGUAUGUCCCAGGUUAAAACAUGUAUUGCCUAUUGUAUUUUAGUGACUGUCAUGGAGGGAAGCUGCUAGCGUGCCUUAUGGUGAAUUGCAGUAUUUGUGUGAUCUUCUAUGUCUCUUUCAUAUUGGUAUUGGUCUCCACAGUAACGUUUUCAGUCUUUUUGGUGCAUUUACGUGCAUUCACACAGUACAGCCUCUGCUGCAGCAGAUUAUUCUCAGAGCUGUCACUUGAGAUUGCCCAUGAUGUCACUCCCACCAACCAUGCUGUGCAUUGGAAUUGGGUUUCAUUUCAAAUGAUCUCAGUUCAGUGCAUCAAAGAAGCCUAUGUGAGAUUCCUGAGAGUCUGCAGCUUCUUGUUCUGCUGCUUUAAUGCCUAGCCUAGCAGCCUUUAUGCAGAUUUUAAGGGGUGUCAUGGCAACAGUGGCGCGGCAGUCGUAUUCUAUUGUUGCGUUACCCUUCAUACGUCCAGAGUUUGGCAAAUUGGGAAGUUUCCCCUGUGUCAGCCGUCCACUAAUAAGGGCAACUACAGUGUGGAUUGCCAGUAUAACCCGUGGGAGGUUUAUUAGUGCAUACAAACAGCAGUAAGGUGACCUUAGAUAGGCCUCUGGGAGACUGUUUAAAAUGGCAUGAAGAGAUCACACUAACUAGAAACCCUUGCAUGUUUACUAGCCUACCUGACUGUCCUAAACUCUCAGAACAUUAAACAACAACAAAAAAUUUUUUUUGGUGCAGUUUCCCAGUUAUGAAAAAACAAUGGCAAAUGCCUAAAUGUUCUGGAAAAUAAUGAAUUGUACUAUUAAAUUUUUCUAGUGUGAGGUUAUCGGCCAAAAGUACAGCAGACUGGAGCUGGUGAGGACUGUAGAGGCUGAGAAGUCUCUGGGUUAAUGCUUUGGUGUGUCUAGCUUUGAACCUUUCUCUGAAAGUUAACUUUAGCAGGUGAGCAGGUUAGGAUUUUGGGAAUAAGAUCCCCAUCACUUGGGUGGAGGCCCUUUUAUGUUGCACCUAGAUGAGCCCCUGACUGACUGCAGCUGGUGGUGAGUAUAGAGGACAGCUGGCUUCUGCUGAACUACUGCUGCAAUCACUGUGGCACUGGCAGUGCUCAACCAUGCUGGGCCGCUGUCCAUGGUGCUGAACCACCUUGGGCCACUUCGUGGUGGUGAAUCCCUUUUGGACACUGUCCAUGGUGCUGAUUGUGGAACAUGGGAGAUACUGAGAGAUAAGUGGGGUGGGGUGGGCCUGGGCAGGGUAGAGCAGAGUAAGCACUCCAUACACCCCAGUGGAAACUAAAAGGAUUUGACUGGCCUCAGGAAAUUCCAUAAAUGGGCCAAAGGAAAGGCUUUUAGAGUAGUUUUCUUCUCUCUGGUGUCAGUGAAACACACUGCUUAAAUUGGCUGUAAAAUAAGCUUUCUCCCAGAGGGGUGAGCUUCCUCUACACCUGCCUUAUUACUCUGAACAUAUGGCAAGAGAGAGCGAAUCUCUCUCAAAUACUCUUCUAGACUGUUACUACUGUCUGUUUAGUAAGGAUCUCUGUACCUAUCUGUCUGUUUGUCAUACUGGUCUCUAUCUCUUUGUUUCUGUUUCCUCUCUUUGCAUCACACUGUCCCUCUGUCUGUCUGUCCCUCUGAGGUCUGUCUCUGUGUCCCACUGAUCUGUCUCUGUCACUCUGUCCUGCUGAUCUGUCUCUCUGUCCCUCUGUCCCUCAGUCUGGCAGAAGAGCUGAUGGACGAGGCGCUUUCUGACGUUGCUGCAGAGUUCCAGGACGUGUGUGAGGAGUAUGCCGAGGCCGUCUUCACCUCCGAGUUCCUGCAGCCCCUCCAAUCGCCUGUCACUUCCCACUCAGCCAAGG